CUUCUUCAUCAUCAUCAUCUCCCAGCAAAGAUGUCAAUCAAACAAGAACAAAGUGGUGUUGAUGCUCAAGAACCUUUUGGUAGCGUUUUACCAUUCGCAGAACCAAGUUGGGCAGGUAGCUUAGGUCAUACCAACCCAUACUACAAUGAUUCUCAUAGAAAAUUAAGAGCAUUUACACGAAAAUACGUUGAUACUUGGAUCGAUAAAGCACCCGAAUGGGAAGAAAAAGGUGAAGUUCCACAAGAGCAAUGGCAGGAACAUUCUCGUUUAGGAUUCUCGGCUUGUUUCAUUCAACCUCUCGAUCCGGAAUACCUUCAAAAAGCAGGUAUCACUUUGCCAGCCGGAAUUUCACCCGAUGAAUGGGAUCCUUUCCAUAGCAUGAUCGUUGCCGAUGAAUUGAUGCGUGUUGGUUAUUUGGGUACAAUUUGGGGAUUAGGAGGUGGAAAUAGUAUCGGUGGACCGCCAAUCGUUCGUUUCGGUUCAAAGAAACUGAAAGAUGAAAUCUUGCCAGAUCUCUUACGCGGAAAGAAACGUGUCUGUUUGGGUGUCACUGAACCUCAAGCAGGAUCAGAUGUUGCUCAACUCAAGACCACCGCAAAGCUCUCACAAGACGGCUCGCAUUUCAUCGUAAACGGUCAAAAGAAAUGGAUCACAAAUGGAAUCUAUGCCGAUUACGUUACUGCUGUCGUAAGAACUGGUGAAGAUGAUUCAGGUGCUGGAGGAAUAAGUGUUUUGGUCAUCCCACUCACUCUGCCAGGUGUUGAACGUAAGAAGCUGUACAAUAGUGGUGUGAAUGCUUCCGGGUCAACUUUAAUCCUCUUUGAUGAUGUCAAAGUACCAUCUCACUACCUUCUCGGUAAACAAGAUCAAGGUUUCCGAAUCGUGAUGAGCAAUUUCAACGGAGAAAGACUUGCACUUGCCAUCCAAGCAACAAGAAUGAGCAGAAUCUGCAUUCAAGAUUCCUAUGCAUAUGCAUGCAAAAGACAAGUGUUCGGUAAAGCAUUAAUUGCUCAACCUGUCAUUCGUGCAAAGAUUGCCGAUAUGGGAAGAGCUGUUGAACGCUUACAAGCAUGGACGGAAGAAUUAGCCCAUCAAGCAAGAAGUGCUAACAAAAAGACUGGAGAUAUGGAAUUGGCCGGAAGAGUGGCUUUGUUGAAAGUUGAAAGUGGUAGAUGUUUGGAAUUGUGCAAUCGUGAAGCACAACAGAUUUUAGGCGGUCUUUCGUACCAAAAGGGUGGAAAUCAUGCCGGUGCAAGGAUUGAACAAAUCAGUCGCGAUCUUCGUGUCAUGGUCGUUGGCGGUGGUAGUGAUGAAAUCUUAACUGAUUUGGGAACCCGAAUGGAAAAGAUGAAAUCUGAUAGCCGUUUGUAGUAGAUCUGUUCAUAUACUUCACCUCUUAGACUCGAAUGCAAAUUGCGUAAACCCUUUUUUAGUGAUAAACUCUAUACAUUUCAAUAUGAUCUUUUGAC
Molecule: messenger RNA, 1469 nt
Organism: Meira miltonrushii
Lineage: Eukaryota; Fungi; Basidiomycota; Exobasidiomycetes; Exobasidiales; Brachybasidiaceae
Product: acyl-CoA dehydrogenase NM domain-like protein
Exons: 1
Coding region: 31-1371 (446 amino acids)
Molecular function (GO): flavin adenine dinucleotide binding; oxidoreductase activity, acting on the CH-CH group of donors
Source: RefSeq, a predicted model, not a curated record